Messenger RNA from Exophiala aquamarina CBS 119918, 1222 nucleotides. RefSeq lists its product as uncharacterized. Lineage: Eukaryota; Fungi; Ascomycota; Eurotiomycetes; Chaetothyriales; Herpotrichiellaceae. Bases 587 to 1222 code for a protein of 211 amino acids. The record is from RefSeq and is a predicted model, not a curated record. The transcript has 3 exons.
UGGGACCUCUACGAAUACUGGCGCGCACAUCGUUGUAAGAAACGCUGGCGCAAUUUCCCUAUUCCAUCGGCUGAUAACCGCCGCCACGACAGCCGCCACGUAAGCAUCGUCGUUCCGACCGUCGAUCCUGAGACUGGCUUUGCUACCUGCCUCUGCAGCUUCCUCAAGAACAAACCCACGCGAAGUGAUCAUCGUUACCACGGGAAAAGAAGUGGAAGCCAUAAAAAGACUGGUAGACAGUCCAUCCGUCAAGGCUGCGCGUGGGGAGGUUGAUCUCAAAAUCCUGUCAAUCUCUCGCGCCAACAAGAGAGAUCAAUUGGUCCUGGGAAUUAAUGCGGGCAGCGGAGAUGUGAUAGCCUUAGUUGAUGAUGAUGCUUAUUGGGAAACCAACACUGUCUUGGGCUAUCUACUUGCACCUUUUCAACAUCAGGAUAUCGGCCUCGUUGGCGGUGCCGUCACGAAAAUACCCGAAGUCGUGACACCGUGGGAAGUGGCCGCCAUUCGACUUCGCAGUAAGCGUUACAACAGUGUGAAAAGCGCUCAUUCUGCAGAUGGAGGAAUCAAUUUCUGCGUCUCUGGCGCCACGAUGAUCCUCCGUGCAGAGAUCCUCCGUGAUUCUGCAUUUCAAUAUGCGUUCACCCACGAUUUCUGGAUGGGACAAAGGCAAAACACGGGUGACGACAAUUUCAUUACACGCUGGGUAUUAUUUGGUCACCUUUUCGAGAAUUCCCAGCCGGAAAGCAACGCAUCUCGGCGGAAAUGGAAAAUUGGAAUUCAGCUUACACGGGAAGCGCAAGUCAGUACUUCGAUCAUGCCUGACUCCCGGUUUGCUGGACAAAUGAAGAGGUGGUGCCGGUCUGGACUUCGACACAGACUGAUGUGCCUCCUAUAUGAGCCCGGAAUUCGUGGCAUGUGGCGCACAUGUCCUUUCAUGACAAGGAAAAUGGUGGAGGCAAUGCUCAAUCCGAUCCUGGUAUGGAUUCGAAUCUAUUACUGGUUCAAGACCGCCGCGGUCUAUCCUCGAUUAGCGUGUUUAAUCGUCGGAUAUAAAAUCUACAAACAAGCCAUUACGCUGCGUCGUUUCAAGAAGGAAUAUCCAUGGAUCAGGAAGCACCUGUGGGCGGCUUUGCUCGUUGACAGAUUGAACUACAUUUCAGAUUGGUAUUGCUGGAUGACACUCGGGAAUGAUGCUUGGGUGACCAGGGCAACGAUUGAUGAGUGA